Molecule: messenger RNA, 5351 nt
Organism: Lytechinus pictus (painted urchin)
Lineage: Eukaryota; Metazoa; Echinodermata; Echinoidea; Temnopleuroida; Toxopneustidae
Exons: 4
Coding region: 138-569 (143 amino acids)
Source: RefSeq, a predicted model, not a curated record
GUUGUUUCACAGCUCUGUGCCUAGAACUUCUUAAGAGAGACAGUUUGGUUGUUCUGUACAUAGGGUCAGGUAUAUUUGGUCUGUUCCUAAGUAGUAUCUAUCCAUCUUCUGUAGCCCUUGCUGAGCAGCACAUCAGAAUGUCAGGAUUGGUAACAAGUUGCAUCGUGAUAGGAGCUGCUACAGGAGAGAUGACAUUCCCUGUAAUAGUUGGUAGGUUGAUCUUCCCAAUACAACCUAUGUUCUUCCUGGCCUUCUGUGCUGGAGCUUGCUGUCUUGGUAUCCUGGUCUUUGGUCUCCUCCAAACCAUAUCCUAUUGUUCGGCAGAGAAAGCUAAACCAAUCCCAUUAGCUGAAGGAGCAUAUAUGUGGUGUCGUAGCUGCUGCCUAGCAUCUCGAGAAAGCCUCCUGUUUGGGGAAUCCAAGUACUACACGACUCUGACGGACACCAAUUCAGCCUACAAAGUUAUUACUACCAAGGAACAGUUUCAGAUGAAACCGUCCGCCAAACCCUCAGAAUUAGAACCAGAGUUGGAUGACAGUGAUAAAACGCAUGGGGAUGUGCCUAGGUAAUGAGAAUUGUGCUUGUGCAAGAUGUCUUGUGCAUGAUUUGUUUUAUUUUUGUUUUGUCAAUGGCAAAUCAUGUACAAGAACAAAAAUAAAACUGUAAAUAUUUAUCUGUUUAUGUUACAUGGCACAGGAUCACAAAAAUACUGGCAGAAAAUUGAGAAAUAUUGAGUGAAGGCCAUGUUUGUCUCUGUACAGUUCAUCUGUCAACCUACCUGAGGAUGUAAUACAAAAAUACAAAAUGAAUAUUUACAUUAGAUUGUAUCUGUUGUACUGUAUUUGUUGUAUCUGGUUUACAUUUAACAUUAGUUUUACAAUUUAUUGUAUCUUUAAUGUUUCAGGGGCUCAUUUCAUAAAUGUAACUGUCAUUAUGGUAAAUACCAUGGAAAUGGGGCUUGUCAGGUAAUCCAUAUCAAAGUAUCUAUCUAAACAUUAUUUAACAAAGUUACCAUAAUCAUUAGUCCUUAAUGAUAAAGAUCAGGAUUUGUCCUAUAUAUUAACCCUAUGAAUAGUAUAGUGUUUGUUAAAAGGGUUAAGUUGAUCUGGAGUGCAUUAACUGUAUUUAAUUAUUACCCAUCUGGUUUUGAAAAAUGCAAAUAAAAUGUGCAUCAUGUUAUUUUCGGCCCCGCCCUCCGAUUAGUCCACAGGAUAAGGAACAAUUAACCCUGGAUCUAGAUCUGUAGGGUGAAGAUCAAGGGUCACUUUCUUCAUCAUUGUGAUCAACAAUUCUGUGCCUCCCUAAUCAAAGAUGUUUUGGGGACAUGAUAUAGAUAUCUCUGUAAAUAGCCAUAGUGAAUUCAUUGCUAAACAAGAGAUCAGGGUCAAAAUAUCUUGAUCGCGAGCUUGAUCUUGCCAAUCACAUUUGGAGUGGGUCUAUAGCAUUAAAUGGAAUAUUGUACUAGUUUGCAUGAAGGGGUAAAAUCUAUGUUAGUAAAGAAAUUCAGUUAGGAGGGCUUUUGAUUGCCAUAUUUUGCAAUGGAUCUAUUUUUUUUUGGCGCCUUUGGAAAAAUGAAUCCCAAAGUUUUGUUUCAUUUUUAAUCAAAUUUUCUUGUUUGAAAUCCAGAGCUACAGGAAAGCAACAACCUAAUUUUCAUUAAUAGUGGAUGCAACCUCUUUUUGCAAGUGAUUUCUGUAUUAAAUGUGUUCAUCUCUCUGUGGGAAGUUGUCUUAUGCCCUUCCCUUGACAAGAAAUUCCUGCACACAGACUGAAAAUGGUGCAGAAAUCUUCAAGAAUAGAAAAAAAAGUGUCUUUGAUUUCUCCAUGUUUAGAGCCAACCUUGCUUUAGUGUAUUGUUGAAUAGCAUUUAUAUAUAUGUAGAUAAUGUGAUUUGUUUUAUGUUUACCUGGGGAAAGGUCCUGAUAUUUUGAUGAUGGUAUUGUACUAAUAAUUCUAAUGAAUCGAUUUUUAGUAGGGCAAAUGCGAAGAAGAGUUAUUUUAAUUACCCUAAUGGGCAUGAGACAUAGCCCAUCUUGUAGCCAAGUAAUGAAUUACUAUUAGGGCCCUGUGCCAUAAACCUUAGCGAUUAAUCAUGGGGCUGAUUGGUACAACUGAUUCCAUUCAUUAUUUAAAAAAUGAUCAAUUGUAAGAAUCCCACCUGUGAUCAAUUCUUAAGGUUUAUAUUAUGGGCCCUGAAUAGCAUUUAAAAUGAUCUAGAUCUGUAGGGUGAAGAUCAAGGGUCACUUUCUUCAUCAUUGUGAUCAACAAUUCUGUGCCUCCCUAAUCAAAGAUGUUUUGAGGACAUGAUAUAGAUAUCUCUGUAAAUAGCCAUAGUGAAUUCAUUGCUAAACAAGAGAUCAGGGUCAAAAUAUCUUGAUCGCGAGCUUGAUCUUGCCAAUCACAUUUGGAGUGGGUCUAUAGCAUUAAAUGGAAUAUUGUACUAGUUUGCAUGAAGGGGUAAAAUCUAUGUUAGUAAAGAAAUUCAGUUAGGAGGGCUUUUGAUUGCCAUAUUUUGCAAUGGAUCUAUUUUUUUUUGGCGCCUUUGGAAAAAUGAAUCCCAAAGUUUUGUUUCAUUUUUAAUCAAAUUUUCUUGUUUGAAAUCCAGAGCUACAGGAAAGCAACAACCUAAUUUUCAUUAAUAGUGGAUGCAACCUCUUUUUGCAAGUGAUUUCUGUAUUAAAUGUGUUCAUCUCUCUGUGGGAAGUUGUCUUAUGCCCUUCCCUUGACAAGAAAUUCCUGCACACAGACUGAAAAUGGUGCAGAAAUCUUCAAGAAUAGAAAAAAAAGUGUCUUUGAUUUCUCCAUGUUUAGAGCCAACCUUGCUUUAGUGUAUUGUUGAAUAGCAUUUAUAUAUAUGUAGAUAAUGUGAUUUGUUUUAUGUUUACCUGGGGAAAGGUCCUGAUAUUUUGAUGAUGGUAUUGUACUAAUAAUUCUAAUGAAUCGAUUUUUAGUAGGGCAAAUGCGAAGAAGAGUUAUUUUAAUUACCCUAAUGGGCAUGAGACAUAGCCCAUCUUGUAGCCAAGUAAUGAAUUACUAUUAGGGCCCUGUGCCAUAAACCUUAGCGAUUAAUCAUGGGGCUGAUUGGUACAACUGAUUCCAUUCAUUAUUUAAAAAAUGAUCAAUUGUAAGAAUCCCACCUGUGAUCAAUUCUUAAGGUUUAUAUUAUGGGCCCUGAAUAGCAUUUAAAAUGCGAUAGUCAUUAUCCUCCCACCCCCCCCCCCCUUGCUGAAGAAUUGGUUUGAUACAUUCCUCAGAAUAUUUUUCUUUCUAAAUACCAGUGAAUUUGUGAUAUUCAUAAUUGACUUUUAUUUAAAAGAGUUGUUUAUCUUUGUUCUGCAUAAUGUCACAUUGAUCUGUAGAUUUGCUUGUAUCAGCUAAGAGUACGAAAAAUGAAGCUAAGAAUUAUUUUAUUUUUAUACAUGUAUCUCAUAUUUUGUUAAUAUUUAAUCUUAUUUUGUCUGAUGAUGUUGUCUAUGAAGUACUGUGGAAAUGCUUUCAGAAAUCUAGAAAACAAAGUGGUAAAGAUGUGGAAGAUAUGACAAUAAAGUUACUUGAAAUAUAUAAAUUUGUUAAGCAAAUUGCAAGCUGUAUAGUAUUGACUCUCUCAUUAUGUGCAAAGAAGCGAUUGAUUUUACUACAGUGUAUGAAGUAAUCAUGUAAUGAUUUCCAGAUACCUCGGAAAAUAGCCUUUUCGAUAUUUUGAUAUCCAAUUGAUGAGUUAUUGAGUAUUGAUUAAUAACGGACAGUAUAAGGAAGUUUUAAAAAUGAAUAAGUAAAAAGGUUGAAAAGGGUACUUUGAUAUUCAUAUUUUUCUUUAACGAUUCACCGGUAAUAUACUUAUUGCUUGUAGUACCUCAGUAAUAAAAUGGGGUGAAAUGAUCUUGAAUCGGCUUCAAUGGACCUGUUCAUUUUAAAUACUGAAAGGAAUCUCUAUAUUUAGUUCAAAUAUUUUUAAAGAUUUGUUCACCCUGACUGAGUUAUACUGGUAGUGUGUAUAAAUAAGGCUGAAAAAAAGACAACACAAUUUCAUAAAAUAAGUAGGGUGUAAUCAUCAUUUUUAUUGCCAUUUUUUGUUCAAUAUGUUAUAUAUUUCAUUAAUCUUGAAAUUAUGAAAUGUUGGAAAUUAAAAUCCAGAAUGAUUUGACCCAGGACAGAAGUAUGUUAGAAAUAUUGCAUGAUAUGUUUUUAAAUAUGUAACAUAAUAAAAAUAUUACCCUUUUUGCAAAUUGAUAUAAGUUGUAAAGCUUCAUUUAGCAUAUCAGCCAUGACAUUUAUUUUCUUCAGCCAAAUUAAUCACCCUUAAUUGCUGUCCUUGACCCAUGUGUAGUAAAUUGAAACCUAGCAGGAAUGUUAAUUACAUGAAUCAGCUGAGUGUCAGGAAUGGCAGACAGUCUGAGGUGGGUAAUAAUGACAAUUAGUGCCUUUAGCACUCUGAAGGCUGGAUAUACAAGCAUCAUUAGUUAUAUAUACUUGUUGAUCAAGAAGAAAGUGAUGUUAAUUACACAUUGAUGCCCUGUAAAUUAGCUAUGAAAAUGACUUUAUUAAGAAGAGUUCUGCAUUUAUUUUGAAUGGUGGGUAAUGUGUUAUUCAUUCCAAAGUCAACAUUCUUCCAUCUUAACCAAUUCUAAGAGAAUAACAUUUUAUUUCAGUGAUUUUAUAGAUUUUAUGGGAAUAAAGGAUAAUGGAGAAAAAAGUGCAAUUGAUUAUUUUCAGAUGGCGAAUAUAAGACGAAGAAUGAAAAAUGAUUCUACAAGUCUUUAUUUUAAUGAUUAUGUUGCGUGUAGAUUGAAUUAUUACAUUGUUUUAUGUAAAAGUUGCAUCUUUGAACAUAAUGAAGAUACUGCCAUAUAUUGCGAAAUUAUGAUACAAAAAUGCCUGAAUUCAUUUUCAUUGCACCAUGUAAAUUAGAUUAUAUUUGUAAUAAAUGAAAUUUGCUUUAACUUUAGCAUUGAUUGUCAUUGAAAUUUAAUGCAAGCUGAUAGCAAAAGAUGAAUUUCAUCCGUAUCAAAUUAUUAUAUUAUUAGCAUUAUCAUUCUACUAAAAUAUUCAACAAUGACUUUGUUUGAGAAAUACUUGUGGGCAUUGUAAAGGUUGUUACUUUAGUUAAAAGAUACAACUUCCCUUUGGAAUAAUUUUACAGUUGUAAUUUCAGAUAAAUCACUGGACUACAUUUUCAAAUAUAAGACCUUAAUUUUUAUGCAGAAUGUCUCUGUAUUCGUUAUUCAUUUAAACUCUAAGCCACAAACAAUUGUCUACCAUUUUUGCCAAGCCAAGUUUCAUAAAGAUCAAUGUAAGGGUGUUAUAGUUACAGUUGAAAUUAGAUCCCUUCAGUAAUUUCUUUGUUUAUAAAU